Periconia digitata is the source of this 712-nucleotide messenger RNA. The record is from the annotation of a GenBank genome assembly. Lineage: Eukaryota; Fungi; Ascomycota; Dothideomycetes; Pleosporales; Periconiaceae.
AUGAUUGGAGACCUUCCACCGCUGUGCGAGCAGAUCCAUCGACAUCUCGAUGCAUCACCUCAUAACAAUACAUGCAAUGAACCAGAUGGAAAUGGUGCUCGGACCAAAUUUUCGGUGUCCGCUUAUACACUUCGAUAUCCGUCGGCAGGACCUCUUUGUACUCGGCAUCAGCGUAUAAUCGUAACGGACCGUGCUCGUUGACUUUCUGCCAGUACCUCUCGUGGAUUUCCGGGAAGAAGCACUCCGGGCGUUGCCAGGAGAAGUUUAUGACGUCAAACUUGCAGCCUAGGGCGAUGGCUUCAUCGGGGGUAGUGCCGCAGGGAUUGGUGAGGGUGCGGAUAGGGGCGAAACGGUAGUAAAGGUUGCCAAAGGCUAUGCCGAGGAUGAAAAAGCAUAGAAAGGCUAGUACGAUCAUUCGAGUUGAAAAGAUCUUGGAUAGUUGAUUGCGCAUUUGAGAGAGGGCGGUUUGGGGGGUGUUGGAGUAUGGUGGGGGUUUUUCGUGGAAGGCGUUGUAGGCGUGAUCGUCGGGGAGCAGUGUUUGCUCAUCGUCAUUCUCAGACUGAGUAGGUGGCGCCAUAUUUGAUUCGACCGGAUGUGUAUCGAGAUUUUUGUUUCGUGAAGGUGGAAUACGCAAAUGUGGAUAUGAAUCAUGGGUGGGACUGGGUGAUGGAUUCAGUCGCGCAAUCCUUGGUCGCGCGUGGAGUGCACUUCC